Messenger RNA from Hydra vulgaris (swiftwater hydra), 1339 nucleotides. The record is from RefSeq and is a predicted model, not a curated record. NCBI's taxonomy places the organism in Eukaryota, Metazoa, Cnidaria, Hydrozoa, Anthoathecata, Hydridae.
GCGAUUAAUUAAAUAAUUUUCAUUAAUAACAUAAAUCAUCUUUAUAUUUUUAGCAUUCAUAAAAUGCCAAGAAAAUGUUCGACAAGUCAUCCUGGCACUAGAAAAUAUGGCACUAAAUCUAAUUACACCAAUUCUACACUUCAAGAGGCUUUAGCCAAAAUUAAAUUAGAAAAAAUGUUGAUUGGUGAAGCUUCUAAAAUUUAUAAAGUACCUAAAGCAACAUUAUUUUAUAAGCUAAAAAAUAAACACUGUAAAUCAGUAGGGCGCCCUAUUGCCCUUAGCAUUGAUGAAGAACUUUGUUUUGAAAAUCACUUACUUUAUUUAAGUGACAAAGGUAUACCAAUUGGAAUUAAUGAUUUUAAAAGUAUUGUCAAAAUCUAUUUGGAUGAUAGUGGAAAAAAUAUACAACAGUUUAAAGAUAACCGACCAGGUUGGGAGUGGUGUAAACUUUAUCUUGACAGGCAUCCAUCAUUAAAAGAAAAAGUAUCUCAUUGUAUUUCAAGGAAACGUGCACAGAUUAAUUUUUGUCAAAUAAAAUUAUUUUUUCAAAAUCUAGGGAAGGAAUUAAAUGGAGUAACGCCAGAUAACAUUUACAAUAUGGAUGAAACAGGGUUUCAUGAUGACCCUGGAAAAAAAAAACUUAUUUUUCGUCGAUCCUCUCGCCAUCCAGAACUUAUAAGAAACACAACAAAAACUUGUUACACUGUUGUUUUUUGUGGAAAUGCCUCAGGAAAACUAAUUCCACCAUUUUUCAUUUUUAAAGGAAAACACAGUUGGUCUGACUGGCUUUUCAAUGCACCAGAAGGAUCAAGAAUGGCAACUUCUUGCAGUGAUAUAACAUUUAUAUGUUUGGUACCCAAUUCCACACACCUUUUACAACCUUUAGAUGUUGGAUAUUUCUCGAGUUUAAAAGCUAAUUGGAGGUCAGUUUUUAAUCAAUGGCGUAAAACAUCCAGAGGAAAAAAGGUUAAUAAUCUGCCAAAAAAUUUAUUUACGCAGCUCAUUAAAUCUACUCUUAAUGUUGGUAAAGAAAAUCUAGAACAUAGUCUCCAAGCAGGAUUUAAGGCUACUGGCAUAUAUCCAUUUUUACCAGAACAUGUUCUCUCCAAAUUACCCAGUUUUACAAAUAUAGAUAUUCAACUCAAUAUUGGAGAAUCGUUUAGGAAUUAUGUUGAUGAUAUUCAUCUUAAUUAAGAAGUAAGCAACAAAUUUAAGUUACCAAUAACAGCAGGGAAAAGUGUAUCAGCCACUGAGGUAGAAGCAUACUAUAAGGAAAGAGACAAUAAAAAAAAAAGUCAAGAUAAUAUUCGAGCAAAGAAAAGAGGAAGACCACUUGGAU